This is a messenger RNA of Neolamprologus brichardi, 3105 nucleotides long. RefSeq names its product zinc finger protein 821 (gene znf821). Gene Ontology annotation, biological process: regulation of transcription by RNA polymerase II. The record is from RefSeq and is a predicted model, not a curated record. Gene Ontology annotation, cellular component: nucleus. NCBI's taxonomy places the organism in Eukaryota, Metazoa, Chordata, Actinopteri, Cichliformes, Cichlidae. Gene Ontology annotation, molecular function: RNA polymerase II cis-regulatory region sequence-specific DNA binding; DNA-binding transcription activator activity, RNA polymerase II-specific.
UGCGCGGGUGCCAGCGGAUCGGGAUCGGAGCAGCUCGGAGCUGCUCGGAGUCUCUCUGUCCGGGCUUGGACAUCGUCUUAACCCGAUAAUCGGCUGAAGAAGGGGCUUUUAAAAAAGACAACAACAAAAAAGACCGCAAGAAUGUGACUCUUAAAUGUGCCCGGUUUUUUUUUAUUUUUUAAUCUCCGAAAACGACCCAGUUUCUGAUCUAAACGAUUUGAUUUUUUAAAUAUUAUUAUUUUCUUCAUCAUCUGCUCCCUCUGUCCGGAACAUACUUGGAGCGUCCGGGGUUAGGAUAUUCUUUUUUUUAUUUUUUUUUUAUUUUCAAUUUUUCCUACCGGCUUGGGCAGUAAUAUGUCCAGGCGAAAACAGACCAACCCCUUCAAAGUUAACUGUAGGUAUUUCAGGGCCAUUCCACACUUCAACCAUCACAGGACUCCAGCACACUAUUAACAUGGAUGGCAGAGACGAAUUCACAGAGGACAGUGAAUGCUGCAGCAACAACUCCCAGGAAGUCCAAGGGCAGGAUAGCUUCUCAGAAGACAGCGAUAGUGACCCAGAAAACCACGGCGAAGACUCGUCCUCCAACACCUCUGCUGACGACCACAUGACCACCAAGAGAACGCAGUGUCUCCUACAAGGAGCAGGAGUCAAAGAGGAGAGCGAGGAAGGGGGAGAGCACAGCAACAACUUUGUUUGUCCUCUCUGCCCGCUGGAUUUCAGCAGCCCAGAUAAGCUCAUCUCCCAUGUCUACCAGCACACGACUAUGAUGAGCAACACCAAGAGCUAUGUGUGCCCAGUGUGUGGGCGAGCCCUGAGUUCGCCCGGCUCACUUGGACGCCAUCUUCUCAUCCACUCCGAGGACCGCCUCUCCAACUGCGCUGUCUGUGGUGCACGCUUCACAGACACCAACAACUUUAACAGGGAGAAGCUUAAAGAAGUCCUCGACACAACUAGGAUGGAUUUUACUGGGGGAAGGGACACCAGUUCCAUGUCCCACUCCCUCUCGAGCAGCCCCAUGAGCAGCCCGGGCCCCUGCACUGACUCUUGCCAUGGACCAGGCCCCAGUCCCAGUUCGUGUCAGGGUCCUUGCCCGUGUCAAGCAACUAACCCCAAUCCCAACCUAUGUCAAGCCCAACGUUCCUGCCAGGGGCAGGGUCACAUCUCAAGCCAGUGUCAAGGCCCCAGACCAUGUCAUGGCCCUGGGCCAGGAUCAGGACCGUGCACGGACCAGGGACCCGCAUUUCCCUCACUGCCCGAUAGUCUCCUCUCCGAAGGGCCAUCCCUCGCCUCAAUCCCUGAUGCACUCAACUCCUCCUCUUCAGGCCUUCCUCCUAUCCCUGAUAUCCUGAGCCCUAUGCCGGUGUAUCCUGCCGGAGUGCUGCUGGUGUGCAACAGCUGCGUGGCUUAUCAGCAGCUAGUGGCUGCCCAGUCACCGAUGCGAAAAUGGGCUCUGCGUCGGAAGAACGAGCCCUUGGAGGCCCGACUGCAGCGUCUGGAGCGUGAGCGCACGGCAAAGAAGAACAAGCGGGCGUGUGAGACAGAAGAAGAGAGGGAGCUGAGGCGGCUGCGGGACCGCGAGGCCAAGCGCAUGCAGAGGAUGCAGGAAACGGAGGAGCAGCGGGCACGCAGGCUGCAGAGGGACAGGGAGGCCAUGCGAUUAAAGAGGGCCAACGAGACACCAGAGAAGAGGCAGGCCAGGCUGAUCCGCGAGAGGGAGGCAAAGAGGAUCAAGCGACGGCUGGAGAAGAUUGACCCUGCUCUGAGGACACAGAUAGAGCACGAUCCUGCCGCCAUGGCUGCCCUCACAGCAGACAUGAGUCUCUUCCAGUUUCCCUGCCCUAUGCCUGUCCCCUCCAUUGAUAAUGGUCUAUUCAUGAAGCUGCCCUAGUGGGUCCAGGCCAAUCGGGUGAGGGCAGAAUCCAGUUGGCUUCUCGCAGCAUCAUUAACCUCUGCACUGCGCCAUCAGGCUGCCUGUUCACAGAGAACCUCUCAGCUCGAUCUGCGUCGAACAGCUUCGCACACAAGCUGCUUUGUUAAAUACAACAAAAACUUCUUCAACGUCUUUUUUUAAACAGCCUAGAAAACCUUGGGAACAGGGAUGAGAAUGUUUCUUAUUGUAUGGAUGAUGACAUAAGAGCAUGUUGUAAAGAGAUUUUAUCUGUUGCGUCAGUGGACUAGCAGAUUUAACACAGUUCAUACUCAUAGGAGCAGUUACACUUCCUUUGAGGGGACAAAAAAAAAAAAAAUCAUUUGCACAUGGACCUUCAGUGACAGGAGAGGGGACUUUGUAGCCACAGUCCCCUCUCCUUUCUGGUCCACUCCGCCAGCCCAGUGACUCUGAUUUCCAGGUAGCUACACCUCUCUCUUCAAGCUGCUACCAUGGGUCCCUGGGAAGUUCGUGUUCAGUCAAACUACUACCUCAGCUGGCGCCGUGGUCGCGCCCUCUGUCCUGUGGCUUACUGCGUUCCAACUCCAAGCUUCCAAAGCUCUAUAUGUACUGUACACUACUACCGAGGAUGCAGGUCAUUUUUGUUUGUUUUCUUUACAUUGUUAUGUUUGUAUUUAUCAUUCAGGCACUUUAAUAGGACACACACAUUCACAAGUGAUUUUAAAAACAAGAGGCGUUAUAGAUUCUGACAUAAAGUUUGAAUGAAUGUCCUAUUGAACGUGUUCAGUGUUGAGCUACAUUCCUCUUAUUUCUGAGUUUUACAUUUCAAUGCAGUCCACCUUUGUACAUUCUCUUUGCCAAGAUACAACUCUCACGUCUUUACACUCCGAACAUUUUUGCCAAUGUCAUUUAUAUUUUUCUUUCUUUUACAGAGGUUUUCUCUGGCUCUUAAAAAACAACAAAAAAGUAAAGUCAUAAAAUCUGUGCUGCUGUUAUUGUACUGUAAAAUACAUUAGUUACCUCUUAUAUGUUUGGGCUCAUUGCAUUGAGGAAUAUUCUAUUCUUGUAAGUGGUUGCAAAGAAACAGUACACAACAUGUUACCCGUUGACCUCAGAAUUUGUUGCAUUACUUGAAUUCUGCCCUAAAAGAUGCAUUUGUUUUCCUCAUGAGCGGGUUCCGACACGGUGGGUUUUUACCGUCAUACGGGAAAUCA